AUGUUAGUAAACAGAGUGUUUUAUUUCUUGGCAGUGUUGAACGUCGCUGGAGGCAAGGCUCCGAUGCAAUCUAGCAGCUCUGAAGGUGGAAUACCUCAAAAGGCUGUCGAUGGUAGCAGCGGUCAAGUUUACAAUCCUCAAACUUGCACACUCACCAGGGCAGAGGUCAAACCUUGGUGGUAUGUUAAUUUAUUGGAACCUUACAUGGUACAGUUGGUCAGGUUGGACUUUGGAAAAGCUUGCUGUGAACAAUCUCAUAUUUUCUUCUGA
This is a messenger RNA of Cotesia congregata, 270 nucleotides long. The record is from the annotation of a GenBank genome assembly. NCBI's taxonomy places the organism in Eukaryota, Metazoa, Arthropoda, Insecta, Hymenoptera, Braconidae.